CAGUAAGUCUUGGGCAGGUUUUAACAUGGAAGCCAGAUUACGGUAAGUAUUUCAACCCAACAGGAUUAUCUCCAGAUUUAAGCACCUUAUUUAGUUCCAAGCAAUGAAAAUCAGCCAGCUUGUCUGUGGAGUGUGUAUAUAAAGACUGCCUCACACACCACAAGACCCAAUCUGCUGGAUAACCUAAACAGAAGAAGACUUUCAAUUACUGUUGCUUCUUUGACUCAAAACAGAAUGGGAUCCUCUAAGGUGGCCCUGCUGCUGGUCUUGCUGUCCUGUGUAGAACGCUGUCUGUCUGCCUCCUGUGUUGUUGACAGCUUCACAGUCAAAGGGGACUUUGACCCCAAGAGAUAUGCAGGAAAGUGGUAUGCACUGCAGAAAAAAGACCCAGAGGGCCUGUUUCUGCAGGACAACAUCUCCGCUGAGUACACCAUUGAUGAUGACGGCUCCAUGACCGCCUCCUCCAAGGGGCGUGUCACUCUGUUUGGCUUCUGGGUUGUGUGUGCUGACAUGGCUGCCCAGUACUCUGUCCCCGACCAGGCCAACCCUGGCAAGAUGUUCAUGAACUACCAGGGACUUGCCAGCUACCUGUCCAGUGGAGGUGACAACUACUGGGUCAUCGACACCGACUACGACAACUACGCCCUCACCUACGCCUGCCGCACCCUGAAGGAAGAUGGCAGCUGCAAUGACGGCUACGCCAUUGUCUUCUCCAGGAACCCUCGUGGCCUGCCCCCCGCCAUCCAGCGCAUCAUCCGUCAGAAACAGGAGGACAUCUGCAUGGCCGGAGAGUUUCAGCCUGUCCUGCAGUCUGGAGCCUGCUAAGAGAAAGAGAGCAGGAAUGAGUGUGAAGCCAGCUAGUUGCAGUCUUAGAAGCUUGAAAGCAAGAAGAGGGAGAAUGAAAAGAGUGUAUGUGACCUAUAUGUGGGAGUAAUAAUGUGAAUGGACAGAAGCAACAAAAAAAAAAUGGGAGGAGGAAAAACGUGAGAAAUAAAUAAGCGAAGACAGUGAAAAACCUGCA
This is a messenger RNA of Sander lucioperca (pikeperch), 1021 nucleotides long. RefSeq names its product retinol binding protein 4, like (gene rbp4l). Bases 235 to 825 code for a protein of 196 amino acids. The transcript has 5 exons. NCBI's taxonomy places the organism in Eukaryota, Metazoa, Chordata, Actinopteri, Perciformes, Percidae. The record is from RefSeq and is a predicted model, not a curated record. Gene Ontology annotation, molecular function: retinoid binding; retinol transmembrane transporter activity.